Nomascus leucogenys (northern white-cheeked gibbon) is the source of this 2503-nucleotide messenger RNA. It is a transcript of the gene ATG5, whose product is annotated as autophagy related 5. The record is from RefSeq and is a predicted model, not a curated record. NCBI's taxonomy places the organism in Eukaryota, Metazoa, Chordata, Mammalia, Primates, Hylobatidae. Gene Ontology annotation, biological process: cellular response to nitrogen starvation; nucleophagy; autophagosome assembly. Gene Ontology annotation, cellular component: phagophore assembly site membrane; cytoplasm; Atg12-Atg5-Atg16 complex.
GUGACGUCAUCUCCGGGCGCCGAGGGUGACUGGACUUGUGGUGCGCUUCCAGGGCUCCGCAGCGUUGCCGGUUGUGUUCGCUGGAUACCAGAGGGCGGAAGUGCAGCAGGGUUCGGCGCCGACCUCCGCGCCGGUGCUUUUUGCGGCUGCGCGGGCUUUCUGGAGUCCUGCUACCGCGUCCCGGCAGGACACUGUGUCAGGCGGGCAGCUUGCCCCGCCGCCCCACCGGAGCGCGGAAUCUGGGCGUCCCCACCAGUGCGGGGAGCCGGAAGGAGGAGCCGUCGCUUCGAGUAGGUUUGGCUUUGGUUGAAAUAAGAAUUUAGCCUGUAUGUACUGCUUUAACUACUGGAAGAAUGACAGAUGACAAAGAUGUGCUUCGAGAUGUGUGGUUUGGACGAAUUCCAACUUGUUUCACGCUAUAUCAGGAUGAGAUAACUGAAAGGGAAGCAGAACCAUACUAUUUGCUUUUGCCAAGAGUAAGUUAUUUGACGUUGGUAACUGACAAAGUGAAAAAGCACUUUCAGAAGGUUAUGAGACAAGAAGACAUUAGUGAGAUAUGGUUUGAAUAUGAAGGCACACCACUGAAAUGGCAUUAUCCAAUUGGUUUGCUGUUUGAUCUUCUUGCAUCAAGUUCAGCUCUUCCUUGGAACAUCACAGUACAUUUUAAGAGUUUUCCAGAAAAAGACCUUCUGCACUGUCCAUCUAAGGAUGCAAUUGAAGCUCAUUUUAUGUCAUGUAUGAAAGAAGCUGAUGCUUUAAAACAUAAAAGUCAAGUAAUCAAUGAAAUGCAGAAAAAAGAUCACAAGCAACUCUGGAUGGGAUUGCAAAAUGGCAUUACCCUUCUGUGGUCACAAUGGAAAAUUCUGGACAGAUUUGACCAGUUUUGGGCCAUCAAUCGGAAACUCAUGGAAUAUCCUGCAGAAGAAAAUGGAUUUCGUUAUAUCCCCUUUAGAAUAUAUCAGACAACGACUGAAAGACCUUUCAUUCAGAAGCUGUUUCGUCCUGUGGCUGCAGAUGGACAGUUGCACACACUAGGAGAUCUCCUCAAAGAAGUUUGUCCUUCUGCUGUUGAUCCUGAAGAUGGGGAAAAAAAGAAUCAAGUGAUGAUUCAUGGAAUUGAGCCAAUGUUGGAAACACCUCUGCAGUGGCUGAGUGAACAUCUGAGCUACCCGGAUAAUUUUCUUCAUAUUAGUAUCAUCCCGCAGCCAACAGAUUGAAGGAUUAACUAUUUGCCUGAACAGAAUCAUCCUUAAAUGGGAUUUAUCAGAGCAUGUCACCCUUUUGCUUCAAUCAGGUUUGGUAGAGGCAAUCUGACCAGAAACACUUCGCUGCUGCAAGCCAAACAGGAAAAAGAUUCCAUGUCAGAUAAGGCAAUUGGGCUGGUCUUACUUUGCAUCACCUCUGCUUUCCUCCACUGCCAUCAUUAAGCCUCAGCUGUGACAUGAAAGACUUACCGGACCACUGCAAGUCUUCUGUAAAAUAUAAUGAAGCUGAAACCUUUGGCCUAAGAAGAAAAUGGAAAUAUGUGCCACUCGAUUUGUAUUUCUGAUUAACAAAUAAACAGGGGUAUUUCCUAAGGUGACCAUGGUUGAACUUUAGCUCAUGAAAGUGGAAACAUUGGUUUAAUUUUCAAGAGAAUUAAGAAAGUAAAAGAGAAAUUCUGUUAUCAAUAACUUGCAAGUAAUUUUUUGUAAAAGAUUGAAUUACAGUAAACCCAUCUUUCCUUAAUGAAAAUUUCCUAUGUUUACAGUCUGUCUAUUGGUAUGCAAUCUUGUAACUUUGAUAAUGAACAGUGAGAGAUUUUUAAAUAAAGCCUCUAAAUAUGUUUUGUCAUUUAAUAACAUACAGUUUUGUCACUUUUCAAGUACUUUCUGACUCACAUACAGUAGAUCACUUUUUACUCUGUGUUACCAUUUUGACUGGUCGUCAUUGGCAUGGGGUGGAUAUAGGGCAUGGGAUUACUUGUCUCAGGAGCUGUCAUAGAAUUUCUUGCUGCCAAUUAAAAAACCUGUGUUCUUUACACACUACACGUAUAAAUAUUGUAACUGUUCAUCUUUGCUGUUUUAUCACUGUAAGCCUGUCAAAUCAUAGUAUUCUAAGCAUCUGUAAAUGCUAAUUUUGCAUUUUUGGAAAAACCCAUUCCUUCCAAGCUAGUGUUUUUCAUUGGCUCCAGGUCUAAUUUUUCACUGUGGUCCCUGGCAGCCAGUCUUUUGAAGUUUAAAGAUUACCUGUCUCCUGACUGCAGUACCUUUUCUUUAAUUUUUACCAAAAAUAUCCAGAGGUUACUGGAGUUCUUAUUCAAUAUAAGGAAAGUUUGCUGCACUUUAUUACCAAGCCUCUGGGAUUUUACCAGUCAAACAUAUUUGUACAUUACAUUUCAUUUCUUGUGAGCUAGCUAGCUGUCCAUAUUGAAUGUUGACCCAUUUGAGUAUGCUAAAAGACUUAUAGUAUCAGACACGAUCAUGGUUUUAGAUCCCAUAAUAAAAAUGAAUGUUUUUCUUAU